UAAAAAUACAAACUUCAGGAACAAAAUAAAGUAGAGAUGGGAGGCUUACUUUAGGUUUUUGGAGCUCAACAGCCUGCUACUUCGGCAGGACAAAUUCGUCUCAAACUUCCGCAGGCUACUUCGGCAGGACAGGUUAAAGGUAUUUCAGAAUUUAUAGCUGUGCAUUAGCACAAUAUAUGCCGGUCUAGCAUCAACAUGAGGAAGAAGGUGGAUGAGCGCAUACGCGCUCUAGUAGAAAAUGGAGUUAAAGACAGACAUCGCUCCAUGUUUGUCAUUAUUGGCGACAAGGGUCGUGAUCAGGUUGUCAAUCUUCACUAUAUGUUAACCAAGGCAACUGUCAAGGCGCGGCCUUCUGUACUAUGGUGUUAUAAGAAAGAGCUUUUCCUCAGCAGUCAUCGGAAAAAGCGUGAUAAGCAGGUAAAGAAGUUGGCGCAGAGAGGAUUUGUGGAUCCGGAAAAAGUGGAUCCCUACUUAUUGUUUAUGACAAGCACAGAAAUUCGCUACUGUCUUUACACAGACACUGAAAAGAUUUUGGGAAACACAUAUGGCAUGUGUGUGCUUCAGGAUUUUGAAGCGUUGACUCCAAACUUGCUGGCACGGACCAUAGAGACAGUUGAAGGGGGUGGUUUGGUAGUGCUGCUUCUGAGUUCUCUUUCCUCCCUGAGUAGUCUCUACACCAUGACUAUGGAUGUCCAUGCAAGAUUCCGGACAGAAUCUCAUGGCGACACAGUAGCACGAUUUAAUGAACGCUUCAUUUUGUCUUUGGCAACUUGCAAAGCAUGCAUAAUUAUGGAUGAUGAACUUAAUAUUUUGCCUGUAUCAUCACACAUGCGUUCCAUUGCAUCAGUAUCAGUGCCAGAGGGUGAUGAUGGCUUAUCAGAGGCUGAGAAAGACCUAAAAGGUUUAAAAGAGCAACUUCGUGAUGAUCUGCCAGUGGGGCCGUUGAUUGGCAAAUGCCUCACAUUGGAUCAGGCCAAAUCUGUGAUUACGUUUCUUGAUUCAAUACUUGAGAAGACAUUGAGAAGCACUGUUGCCUUAACUGCUUCACGUGGACGGGGAAAGUCUGCUGCUUUAGGCCUUGCUAUUUCUGGGGCUAUUGCUGCAGGGUACUCAAAUAUUUUUGUUACAGCACCAAGUCCUGAAAACUUGAAGACAUUAUUCCAGUUUGUUUUCAAGGGUUUUGAUGCAUUAGAAUAUAAGGAGCAUAUACACUAUGACUUGGUACAGAGCACAAAUCCAGCAUUUAAUAAGGCUAUUAUUCGGGUAAAUGUCUACAAGCAGCAUCGACAAACAAUACAGUACAUUCAGCCUCAAGAUUAUCAAAAGCUUUCUCAAGUGGAAUUACUGGUCAUUGAUGAAGCUGCUGCAAUUCCAUUGCCAGUAGUCAAAACUCUACUUGGCCCGUAUCUUGUAUUUCUGUGUUCAACUGUGAAUGGCUAUGAGGGCACUGGACGCUCACUUUCACUGAAGCUUAUUCAACAGUUGCAGGAACAAAGUCAGCAACCAGGGAAUACUGACAAUGGAUCUGUAUCAGGCAGAGUAUUCAGAAAGGUGGACCUGGAUGAGCCUAUAAGAUAUGCUGUGGGUGAUCCUAUUGAAUCUUGGCUUCACAAGUUGCUGUGUUUAGAUGCUGCAAACUAUAUUCCUAAUAUUGACGGGAGACUUCCGCACCCAAGUGAGUGUCAGCUUUACUAUGUCAACCGUGACACCCUUUUUUCAUAUCACAAAGCCAGCGAAAUCUUUUUGCAGCGCAUGAUGGCACUGUAUGUGGCUUCUCAUUAUAAGAAUUCGCCAAAUGAUUUACAGCUAAUGUCAGAUGCUCCUGCACAUCACCUUUUUGUGUUGCUUGGCCCCGUGGACGAGACAGAAAAUCGCUUGCCAGAUAUUCUGUGUGUUAUUCAGGUUUGCUUGGAGGGACAGAUAACAAAAGAUUCAGUGUUAAAGAGUUUGAGUGAUGGUUACCAGCCAUCUGGAGAUCAAAUACCCUGGAAGGUUUCAGAACAAUUUCAGAAUUCAGAUUUCCCAAGUCUUUCAGGCGCUCGAAUUGUUCGAAUAGCUGUUCACCCAAACGUUAUUAGGGCUGGGUAUGGAUCAGUUGCUGUGGAACUCCUUACAAGGUAUUAUGAAGGGCAAUUGACAGUCCUUUCCGAGAUGGAUGAUCAAGAGAUGGAGGAGGAGCAUCAGAAGACAAUACAGGCUGCAGAGAAGGUUUCAUUGAUGGAAGAAAAAAUCAAGCCACGAGCUAAUCUUCCGCCUUUACUUGUUGGUCUUCAUGAACGACGGCCUGAAAAGCUGCAUUACAUUGGAGUUUCUUUUGGGCUUACUCAACACUUGUACAAUUUCUGGAGAAAGCACAAGUUUGUGCCUUUUUAUAUUUGUCAGAUCCCGAAUGCCAUAACUGGGGAACACACUUGUAUGAUGUUGAAGCCUCUGGAAAAUGAUGAAAUUGAAUACAAAGGGAAAGGUCCUGGUGGAUUCUUUGAGCCAUUUCAUCAAGACUUUCGGCAUAGGUUCAUUCGACUUCUGUGCUCUGCUUUUCGGACAUUUUCUCCUGCACUUGCUUUGAGUGUUCUAGAUCCAAAGAUAAGCUUUUCAGAACAAGAUAUACAGGAGGGAAAAUCACCAGAAAAUAUAUCUGGGGGAAAAAUUCUGCUAAGUCCAUAUGACAUGCAGCGCUUGGAAUCCUACACAAACAAUCUUGCAGAUUACCAUCUGAUACUAGAUCUUGUAUCUUGUCUUGCUCAUCUAUAUUUUGAGGAGAAGAUACCAGCUUCAUUGUCCUACAGUCAAGCAGCAAUUUUGCUGUGUAUGGGAUUGCAAAAUCAUGACGUUGACUAUGUGGAGGCAGAGCUGAAGCAGUUGAAAAGACAACAAAUCUUAGCAUUAUUCAGCAAAAUUGUGAGAAAGCUACAUGGGCAAUUGCAUAAAGCUGCUGCUAAAGAGAUCGAAUCUAGCUUACCACGGUUAAAGCAGAUUUCUAUGCAGCCUCACAGUACAUCAGUUGAGGAGGACCUUAAAAAUGCUGCUAAGGAAGUAACAGAUAAAAUGAAUGAGAGUUUGCAAACUAUGUUGAAUCCUGAGGAUCUUCAGCUUUAUGCUAUUGAAGGCAGAGAGGCUGAUUUUGAGGCAGCUUUACAGAACGGUGAUGGAAAAAUAUCCAAGAGUGGUCUGAUUAGUGUGAAGGCAGGAGUCCAGAAGAGAGAUAAAGAGAAAGUCAAAGAAAAAAAGAAACAAGGUAGAAGGGAAGUAAAUGCAAGAGAGUCUUGGACAAAAAAUAAGAAAUCAAGAACGUGAGUAGUAGUGCAACUAGCUUGAUGAUGCUUUACAAAAGUUUUGUUAGAUUUAUAUAUUUUUGAGGUACUGCAAUAUAAUUACUUAUGGUGGUGGUGAAUUUGACAGUAAAACUAUAUAUGCAUACAAAUGUAUUGGGCUCUUUCCAUAGGCAGUGUUAAUUUAUUGCUUUAUGGUAAUGAUCCAGUAGAUUCAAUAUGCAUUACCUUUGCCUCUUAAUUUAAUGACUCCAAAUCAGCAUUAUUUAAUCACAUGCAUUCUUUAUUUGAAGUCUUCAUAAAUAUUCGUCGAAAAUGUUGUUCUUGUGUCAUUCCCUUGUAAAAAGGGUGAGAAUUAAUGUAAAAGAACUACAAGCACAUGACAAUACAUAUUCGGGGUAUGGAUUAUUCGAAGGAAAAUAAAGAAUAUGCAGAUUCCAACUUA
Messenger RNA from Cryptomeria japonica (Japanese cedar), 3714 nucleotides. Its product is annotated as RNA cytidine acetyltransferase 1. The transcript is spliced from 27 exons. Gene Ontology annotation, molecular function: 18S rRNA cytidine N-acetyltransferase activity; ATP binding; tRNA binding. NCBI's taxonomy places the organism in Eukaryota, Viridiplantae, Streptophyta, Pinopsida, Cupressales, Cupressaceae. Bases 196 to 3294 code for a protein of 1032 amino acids. Gene Ontology annotation, cellular component: 90S preribosome; nucleolus. Gene Ontology annotation, biological process: rRNA acetylation involved in maturation of SSU-rRNA. The record is from RefSeq and is a predicted model, not a curated record.